UAAUCUAAUGAAAACCAGUGAAACAUCAGAUGAUGGUGACCAGUUUAUUGAUGAAGACAUUUUUAAAACAGAAGAUACUGAAACGCAAUUAUUGCCUUGUUUAAGUACCGAAUUAGGAAAUUGGGCAAUCCGACAUAAUAUUACACAUGCAGCUCUAAAAGAUCUCCUACAAAUAAUCAAGAGACAGUAUGAUUCUAGUUUAUUUAUCGAUGCUAGAACAUUAUUAAAAACGCCACAAAAUACGAAAAAAAGUUGUAAAGUUAUACAGGGUGGAGAAUAUUAUUGGCAUCAAGGUCUUGACGUUUGUCUAACGAACACUUUUAAAAACUUGUCAAAAGACAUGUUAAUACAGCUCAAUGUAAAUAUAGAUGGGUUGCCAAUAUAAAAAAAAGUUCCAAACGUCAGUUUUGGCCAAUUUUAUGUAGCAUAUAUGAAAUGCCUGAUAUACAACCUAUGAUUGUUGGCAUUUUCCAUGGAAAUAACAAGCCUCUAGAUAUAAAGGAAUUUUUGGAGCCUUUUGUUGAGGAUGUUAAGCGGCUGCAAUCAAAUGGACUCUGUGUUAAUGGGCAUAUGAUUCACAUAAAAAUUAGAUGCUUUAUCUGCGAUUCACCUGCACGGGCAUUUAUUAAAGGUGUAGUCAAUUUCAAUGGGAUUAAUGGAUGCCUUAAAUGCACUACUGAAGGCGAAUAUUCUUAUCUUUCUCGAACUGUUGUAUUUCCUGAUAUAAAAUGUCCUCUUAGAACUGAUGCAAAAUUCAGAAGUAAACAUUAUGGUAAGCACCAUAAAGGGCAAGAGUCACCAAUUUUGAAAAUUUCCGAAGUUGACAUGGUGCAGGAUUUUAUAGUAGCAGAUGAACUACAUCUUUUAGAGCUAGGUGUGAUGAAGCGUUGUCUAACAGGAUGGAAAGAUGGUUCUAUGGGUUUCUCAAGUAAGCUAUGUGCUCGUGAUAUUGAGAGGAUCUCCAAACAUUUAAUAUCUGUGAAACUUCCAUCUGAAAUUCAUCGUUCCACAAGAGGAUUAGAUUGCCUGGCAUACUGGAAAGGAGUAGAAUGGCGCAAUUUUCUUAUUUAUAUUGGAAUUGUUAUUUUAAAAGAUGUGUUGAACACUGACGUUUAUAAACAUUUUUUACUUCUUUUUGUUGCUGUUAGAAUAUGUUCUUCUGACAUGUAUGCUGAAAAUCGUUCGGUUGCCCAAUUAAUGUUUGAAAAAUAUAUAGAUGAUUUUAAGAUUAUUUAUGGCGUACAACUUAUUACAAGCAACAUUUAUAACUUAGAACAUGUGGUUGAUGAUGUUAAUAGAUUUGGACAACUUUUUACAAUAUCUACGUACCAUUUUGAGAAUACAUUAUUUCAACUAAAAAAAUUAUUGCGCCAAGGAAAUAUAUAA
Diabrotica virgifera virgifera (western corn rootworm) is the source of this 1386-nucleotide messenger RNA. RefSeq lists its product as uncharacterized. The record is from RefSeq and is a predicted model, not a curated record. The transcript has 2 exons. The coding region runs from base 436 to 1386 and encodes 316 amino acids. NCBI's taxonomy places the organism in Eukaryota, Metazoa, Arthropoda, Insecta, Coleoptera, Chrysomelidae.